GGCCGAUCACAACUGAUAGAUCCCCAAUUUCCCACUCUGGGUUUCACACUUUAGCAUUGCCUCUCUCUCAAUCUAUCAAUCCAUCUCUCACAUGGUCAUAGAUUCUGGACAUGUAGUCGUUGUUUUCCAUAAAAUAAACAUGCCGCAAAGCACUACCACAAGGCUGCCUGAGUGCGAACUCUAGAUGCUGGUCCAUGGUUAUCCGACAAUGCUGCAGCUGCAUUCGCCGAGGAUGUUGGAUAAUGGGUUGUUCUAGAUUCUGUUACUUCUUGCGAUUUUGAGGGGAAGGCUGUGACGAUGGGUGAAAUUUUGGGCGGGUACAGCAAGUUCGAGAGAAGAUAUCGGUGGAUGAUCGUAGAGAAGAAAUGUGAGGACUCGAAGGCCACUGCGGUGGCAGAUGUGGUGAGCAUCGUCGGGGUGAGCAUGGAGGAGACGAUUGAAGCGGGAGUUGUGACUGGAGUGGUGACGGAGGCAAUGCCGAGGAGUAUUGUGAAGUGUUUGGGGAGGAAGACCGGUGGAAUUGAGAAGAUAUGCGGGGAGAAUCAGGCUAGUCGUGCUACCGCUUGGGUGACGAAGACCACUGCCAAGGAAAAGAAGGUUGAGAAGGUGAAGAUAAAGAAGAAAAAGAAGAAAGUGAUAUUGAGUCCUGUUGAAGCGGAUGCGGGUGAUGGGGUGGAGGUAUGCAAGGUUAAGGGAGUCACUGUAACAGAUCAGGAGGAAAGAGUCACGGUGGGUGAGGACAAGGUGAAGACUGGACAGGAAAAGAUGAAGCAGAAGGUUGUGCAAUCUAUAAAACUCGGCUCGAAGGUCUUUAACACGCGUGAGGAGAUGUAUUCCUAUUUCUACCAUUUGUUGUAUGGCUGGAAACUCGACCAAAACCUUGACCAACAUGAGUUUGAGGUGUUGAAUGACCUCGUCACUCUAUCGAACCCCCACAAGGUUGCAGGAGGAAUUGUGGCUUUUCAAGUCCGCAUUCACCCCGACUGGCAAAGCAGGUGCUACUUUCUGAUUCGCAAGGACGGAUCAGACGAUGACUUCAGUUUCAGGAAAUGCGUUAACACCUUGAUGCCUCUGCCGGAAAAUCUUUUCAACAGAAACUGUGAUUUAAACCUCAAGAAACACUUUCCAGGGCAGAGAAACACACACAAUCAAGUCAAGCGUGGGAACGAGAGCCGCAAAGAAGGGUUGGCUCUUCACAUGCAGCAGCAAAGGAGGCGCUGUCCUUUAACAUGCUUGCAAUGGAUAUGGUGGUGGCAGUAGCUUAACAUUCAGUAAUUACACCGUAGCCCUGCUAGCACACCAUUUUUGAUAAUCAGAUGAAACAGGAAGACAAUACUUCACCCAUGUAGUUGCCCAUCAGGAAACACUCUUUUUUGCAUCAUUUUGACAACUUCGACUAGUUCUAUUGUUAGCAUGACCUUGUGAAUUUGCAAUUUGUUUGUUUUGGAUAGCUGCUCUAGAGGCUUCUCUGUUGUGUAACUAAAUUACUAAACGACCAUAUUAGUUAUUUGCAAGAUCUACAACCUUAACAUACAAGCAGCAGCCUUAA
This is a messenger RNA of Physcomitrium patens, 1549 nucleotides long. RefSeq lists its product as uncharacterized. Gene Ontology annotation, cellular component: chloroplast. Gene Ontology annotation, biological process: chloroplast organization; chloroplast rRNA processing. Lineage: Eukaryota; Viridiplantae; Streptophyta; Bryopsida; Funariales; Funariaceae. The record is from RefSeq and is a predicted model, not a curated record.